Serpula lacrymans var. lacrymans S7.9 is the source of this 360-nucleotide messenger RNA. RefSeq lists its product as uncharacterized. The coding region runs from base 1 to 360 and encodes 119 amino acids. NCBI's taxonomy places the organism in Eukaryota, Fungi, Basidiomycota, Agaricomycetes, Boletales, Serpulaceae. The record is from RefSeq and is a predicted model, not a curated record. The transcript has 2 exons.
AUGCAUGAAACGUACAAUCAACUCGUAUACGACGCCCUUAACAAGCCACCUAUCCUCGUAAUGGAUGGAAGAGCUUCUAUGGAUUCUUACCAUGAUAGUGACAAGGACGACGGCUUUGACGAUGAAGACGAAAUAAAGCUCUUCUUAUGUUACGGUGCCACUUCUGGUUAUGACAGUGCUGGCGGUGAAUUUGAUGGAUUUCAAAUCAAUUCAGACGACUUGGGUCUAGACAACGACGAUGCCUUUGAUGAACAGUCUUCGGACUUCAGCGAUAAUAACGGUUCUUCUGAGAGAGUGGUGAUGCAUGAUGGACCUCCACUGGCAGAUUCAGGCUUAGAAGACGACAGGAGUCACGUAUAG